AUGCAGGUACACAAACAUGUCGCAUGGGGCGCUCCAAUGCCCCAGAUCAUGCCUCCGGCGCAAAAUCCUGUGCUGCUUGCAAGGCAGGUUUUCCUCGCUUGGCUUCAAAGAGAGAAUGCGUCGGUCGGCCGAGCGCUGCUGCAGUUCGACUUGGAUGCCGAUGGCAUGCUCUCCGGCUACGAGAUUUCACGGGCCGCGGCGCAGGCCGGCGUGGCUGCGGAAGACAUUCCCAGCCUGCUGCGACACCUAGGCGUCGGCCCCGGAGGCCUGGCCGUGGAUGCUCUGUCAGACAUCUUGCUGGGACAUGUAACACCAUCGGCACCGGCGGGGCCCAAGCAGAGGCCGUUGUCGAAGGUGGCCGCAACAACACCCACAGAGCGAACGCUGAUCCGCCCGCCAAGCAAGUUCCUCCAGCUUGUGCAAGAUGCAAAGAACCAAGCCGAUUACAAGGUGCAAGUCCUUCAAUUCCUGCAAAGUUCUCCAGGGGAUAAUCUUGAGCAGAAGGAGACCGAUGCCGUUGCAUUCUGCCUCUCAAUACCUGCAAGAGACCUGUACAGCAUCGUGGACGGCUUUGGCUCAACCGUGCUGGUGCUUGCUUGCAGACUCGGCAUGCAGCAACUUUUUCAAGUAAUUCUGACGACUUCCGCAUCAUCUCAGGAGCGCAGCACCUUCGCCAACAAGCCCAACGACAUGGGAUGGACCCCUCUACUCCUGGCAGCACAAAACGGAUACCGUCGCAUGUGUGAAGAGCUUCUUUGGGCACAGGCCGAUCCCAAUCUUCCCACAGAAGGCACGCGUCUCUCCCCACUGACAUUGGCAGCUUCUUAUGGCCAUGCUGACACCGUCCGGCUCCUGCUGGAUCUGGAGUGGACCAGACCGCCUACCAACCGGGCUCAUCCCUGGAUGCUCUCUUCCGACGGGCGUUCGGCUUUGCACUUCGUCCGGGCACGACUGCAGUGCCGGAUGAAACUUGUGGACGAUGGAGAGGAUCAACGGCUGGACAGCUACAGCGUCAGAAAGCCGCGGCACGCGGAACUUCCUGAAGACUACAGCAACAUUGAGCGAAUGCUGGUCGCAGCAAUGCGUGUGGUGCCACCGCCACCCGGAUUCGAAGCGGCUGUCCAGGACGAGUUCCUGCGCAGAAAGGCCGCUGAUGUGUCGAGCCUACGCACCCCGGUCACCAGGCGCAAGCAGGGGAUGGGCGCAACUGCCAGCGUUGAGGCCCCGAGUGCUGAUGAUCUCAAGCGGCUUUAUGACAAGCACGACAUUACCGGCUCCGGGCACCUGGAGAAGCAAGAGGCUUUCGCGCUUCUCGAAGACCUCAGGAUCCGAUAUGGCAUGGAGGAAGAGCUCCCCGAGUCCUUCAAGGAGGCGGUUUUUCAGGAUUUUGACAAGGACAGCGCCGGCACCUGGAGUUGGCAUGAUGUGCGAGUUCUGAGCGGAGAGGGUUGGCCUGCCAUGCGACGGCGCUUGCAGCGCUUGCGGGUGCGGGGAGGCCAGCGGCACAAUCGAGCUCAACGGCAGAAGGAGCAGACAUUUACUGAAAGUGCCGCAUCAGCUUGGUCAAAGGUGUCCGGUGCAGGAGCCGCUGUCGCGGCCCUCAAGGAGGUGGAAAAGGCUCCGGACUUGGAGGAGGAGGUUCAGCUGGACUUCCAUCCUUUGCGAAUCCAAAACAUCUCGAUUGGACAGGACUUCGUUGUUCGGACUGCUUUUCGGGACUUGAGCCCGUUCAUCCGGCCAACGGGUUUAGAACAACGCUCAGCGGUCGCAGACAUCUCCAGCGCGGCCGUCACGGUUGAUCCGAUCCCACCAUUUCCGAAUGAUCUAGGUGACCUCGUGAGCGUUCCAAAGGUUCCAUUUCCAAUGAAUGCGGUGUCCGGGACAGAUGCAGCCGGCCCGAAACUAUGUCUCCCGCCGCAACUAUUGCUUAGUCGGUUGAGCGUUGCACAUCCGAAUCGAUCUGUGACACCUGGAAUCCUGGACCUUCGCACCUGUGCUCGACUUGCGGGUGAUCCGUGGCGACCCUCGCCGUGGCCGGACCGCGCCCAACGAAGUGAACCAGGCGAUCUUCGAAGGGCCCUUUGUGGCGCGCGUUGUGUCCGGUGUACCUCGCGGUACUACAGAGGAUCCGACGUGGUCCGAGUCGCUGCAGCUGACUUUCACCAAAGCGAAGGGACUUUAUGUCCAUGUGGUUCUGUCGGACACGCGCUUCGGCGUCGGCUUGGGUCCUCUUGCAGAGCUUGUCGUCACGCUUGGGGAGGCGAAAAGGACAUCAGAACGUAUGUGCAGAAGAAGCGGGAGGUUUUCCUUGUUCACAUGGCGUGCGACAACAAGCGAGAGGAGAUUGUGCGUUUAGAUGCGAUGGCAAAGGCGAAGGAAGAUGCAUUGGCCAUUUCGCAGCAAACUCUGGACGACGACGCCAAGAAAAUCGAAGACUACCUCCAGGCAAGAAUCGCGAAAGCUUCCGAGGCGACGAAGGAAAGUGAUCACCACGCGAAGGUAAAGCAGGACAAGGUCGCGAGAAUAAAAAACCUGAAGCAGCAGAUCGCUGCUGUACAAAGUGACACGAGCAAGUUGAAGGAGGUAAGGGUGGAGUGCGAAAGAUACAAGAUGUUUUUGGAGAAGAUUACUCCGCCAGAAUGGAAAGAGGAGCAGAAGCGCAAGAAGGAACAAAGGAAAAAAGACAGAGCAGAAAGGUGGAAAAAGGAACGUCUCGCCCCGAUAAUGGAGCAACUAGCGCAGGAGGAAGAGAAGCUUGACAAGAUCGCCCAGGAGGAGGAGGCCGAAGCUUCAAAGAAGCGUGGCAAAAAACAGCGACGAAGAGAAGACGAGGAGGAGUUUCUGCAGCGACAGCGCGAGCGAGACAGUCGCCGCAAGCGUAUUCAGAAGCGAAGAGAGGAGGAAGAGAGGAAAGUCAAUGCGGAGUAUGUGGCUGUUUCGUCAGAAGAGGAGCCAGAGCUCUUCUUCAAGGAGCCCCAGCAGCUCAUGGACAGCUUCACAGAUCUGGAAGAGCUGAACCUUUUCCUCAUCCAGAGCUCUCAGGAAGCCGAGCAGCAGCUGGAUGACAUGCGCAGCAGCUUUGAAGCCAUGAAGAAGAACAUGGGUCACAAGGUGCAGCAGUUGAACGACCAAGUCAAGCAGUUGGAGCACAGUAUCAAGCAGGAGCAGAGAAGGGGUGAAGAGAUAAAGCAAAGCCAAGUGGAGAAAGCCAGUACAGCGAUGCAGGACAAGAAAUUGAGCUCCUUGGCAAAGAAGGUACAUGAAGUAUAUGCAAGGUGCAAUCUAGCAAGGGAUCAGCAGCAGCCGGAUACGCUGCAGAUGCUCGGGGCCAUUGAAUCGCGGAUUGAGGAGUUGAUUCAAGGUCUUGAUGAGGUCUAUCAGCAGGACGAAGACUUGGUAAUGCGGCUGGAGAAGAUCAAAGAAGGCGAUUGGCGCGAGAGAGUUCGAGAGAAUCGACUCAAGGAGCAGUCAGAAAAGCAAGAGGAUCGAUUGAAGCAGUCGCUGCAACGCUCUCAAAAACCCGUCUUCAAGAAAGCUGGCAAGCAGGUCAUGUACCGGUCUCCACCUCUACGACAGGAGCGCAAGGUAGUGGAAGACACCACUGACGAUGAAGCUCAUGCCAGAGAUCACAAGGUGUUCGACAUCUACAUCGACAGAAAGACAGGGGUGCCACACACGGACGCGCCGGUGGAAGAAGCUAGGUUGGCCGAGGCCGUCCGCUGUCCUCCGGUGGUACUGGUCGCACAGUUUGGUGGACCACGACCGAGCCUUCACUGUUUCUGCCACGUGAUCCGGGCGGAGGCUCUGCCAGAGGACACUUUCGUGAUCGAAGUUGCGCUACUUGCGAACCACGGGGAUGGUUGCAUUCUAGCACGUGGCCGAUCAGAUCCUCAAAGUGGCCCCGAUCCGAUCUAUCACAGCUCGGUGAACUUGGACUGGGAUGACGAGGGCGACAUGGCUUUCAACUGCCAGGCGGUUUAUGGACAGUAUGCCUCAGUAUGCAGUGGGACGGCUGCCCCCACCACGGUGCCCCCGACCGUGCGGCCCCGCAUCCUUGCGCUGUGCAUCUGGCUCGAGCAUUUGGCCCGAUCGCAUAGCUCCGCUUCGUCCAAGGACGGACCCAGCUCGUCCGAAGCUAUGAAGCUCCUUGCCGACCAGGGUGCCGCCAGCUUCGACAAGGUCGCCGAGUGCUACAGUGGUCCAGAGCAGAGUGUUUGGGAGCUCGUCAUGGGCAAGCAAAUCGACAUUGGCGGGGCUUCCUCGACGAUGGAAGUUGCCGAAAAAGCCGGUGUCGGCCUAGGCAUGAAGGGUGUGGACCUGAACUGCAACAACGGCGGCGGCAUGCGCUGCCUGGUGCGCCUUUGCGGCGUUGACCAGAUGGUGGGCGUCGACCUGACGAAGUCCGUGGUGGAGACCGGCCGUGUCCGCACGAAAGAGGAAGGCCUCGAUGGGAAGAUCAGCUUCAUCCACGCGAACUCCUUGGAGAACGGCCUUCCGGAUGCCUCGGCGGACUUCGUCUACAGCAAGGAUGCUUGGUGCUACAUGCCCAACAAGCAGCUCAUCGUGGAUCAGGCUGCGCGCAUCGUUAAGCCAGGAGGCAAGAUCUUCUUCACCGAUUGGAUGGAGGGUGAGAACCUCUCGGAGGAGGAGGCGCAGCGCUUCCUGGGCCUCAUGACCUUCCCCGCUAUUCCGACGGUGCAAGAGUAUGCCGCGAUGUUGGAGAAGGCCGGUUGCACGGUGCAGGUUGCCCAGAAUAGCGGCCACUUUUCGCCAGCCAUGGACUGCUACACUUACAUGCUGAAGUACCAGGCCGUCUACGAUGCCAAGAAGCUCCUGGGCUGGGACGAGAAGGCAUACGAGAAGCUAAUUUCGGACUUCGAGUUUAUGGCGAAGUUGGCCAAGGAAGGUAAGAUCAUCCAGGGCAUGUUCGUAAUUCGAACAGGAAUGGGAUUCAGUGAGGAGAUUUUCGCAGAGCUGAAGGAGAAGCUGCCACAGGCAAUGGUGGCUGCUGUUGGCAGAUCCCAACGACUGGAGCUUCGAUGUUUAGACGGAUCAGGUACCAACGCAGAGGUCAGCAUGCACUUUGCCACAGUAAUGCCAGAGGCGUGCUUGAGCAUCACGGCCUCUUCGGCAACCUGCCUUGCGCCGAAGAGCGAGGCUUGGAGUUUCAAUCCUUUCGUGGAGGCGAGCGUUCAUAGCCGCGAUCCACGACUCGGCAGCAUCGGACGCAGUGCCAAAGUCGCCAUUGCACAGACCGAGACUCUGACCAAUUGCCAUGCAGAUCCACAUUGGACACAGCCUAUGGUCCUCAAGCUGGUGCCUGAGCCUGGGCUCUUCUUGCGUGUCGUCGUCUGCUCGGAAGCCCUCGGCGUGACAAGGGCUUGGGACGAGCUAGCGGAGCUGGUAAUGGAACUGCCCGAGGCGCUGAAGCUUGCGCAGGGGUCAGUGGAGCGGAAGUGGACAAUGAAGCGGCUGAUCGACAUGAAGCGGCACGGCGAGUCUGAAAUUUUCCUGAGCUUCGCACAGGUAGGCGGCAAUGUUGCUGCCUCUGCCUUCGAGAUCGCGGAGCACCCCAUGCCCAUGCAGGAGGGAGCCAUGCCGCGGCCGCUCCACCCGAAAGCGGCUGCACUGGAUGGCAGCCCUGUGGGCCCAGCGGGAGCAAGAUCGAAGCAUACGACCAUGCAGCUUCCGAUCGCUCCCGGCUAUACACUGCCGCCGCAACCCUCCGUGCAGGGAAUGCAGCACCUGGAGCAGGUGCUUCAAGCGCAUGGCCAAGAGAUUCCAGACGUCAUAGCGCAGCGUUACGGGCCGCCGCGGCAGCCGAGGUUCCAAGAUCUUCCUCCACCUCCGGCACUCCAGCAUGUCGCGCCGCCAUCACCAGAGGAGCUCUCCCAGGCUUUAGAGCGCGCGCCAACACAAGGAGCUGUCGUGAAGGGCAGUGUGCCUUUGAGCUUCCUCAGUGCUCCUGGCAAUCCUCAUCUCGCCUGGCUUGCUCGUCGGUGA
Messenger RNA from Symbiodinium necroappetens, 6003 nucleotides. The record is from the annotation of a GenBank genome assembly. NCBI's taxonomy places the organism in Eukaryota, Dinophyceae, Suessiales, Symbiodiniaceae.